Molecule: messenger RNA, 1039 nt
Organism: Ananas comosus (pineapple)
Lineage: Eukaryota; Viridiplantae; Streptophyta; Magnoliopsida; Poales; Bromeliaceae
Exons: 2
Coding region: 188-1033 (281 amino acids)
Source: RefSeq, a predicted model, not a curated record
ACGCAUACGCGUCGUUCAGGCAAUAUAAUAACUAUCAUCAUCACGACAUCCUUUUCCAACUUUUUUGAAAGCUCGCAGGCACUUUCUUCCCUACUCUAUUCCCCAUUUAUUCCCUCAGCAAAAUGCCGUUCGCGAGUGCGCCCGUCUCUUCUUUUCACUAGUGCGUCUGUCUUUACCCUUUUCGUUCAUGGCCAUCUUCUUCCUCCUCAUCUUGCUUGCCCCGUUUGCUGCCUACGGCAGCAUCAGCUUCUGCUCUUCCGACGCCUGCGGCGGCAUCACCACCGAGAACACCGCCGUGGUCUGGGUGGCCUCUCAGUCAUCCUCCUCCUCCUACUGCGGCGACAGCGGCUUCGCCCUCCUCUGCCUCUGCCCCGCAAUCGCCUCCACCGCAAGCCUCACCUUCCUCUCCGACUCCACCUCCCAAUUCACCAGCAACGGCGACAGCCUCAACUUCUACUUCAACUGCUCCUACGGCCUCUCCGGCUCCUACUCCCAAAUCCCCUGCCUCCCCGACACCAGCAUCAACGGCUCCUACAGCAUUUUCACCAAGAACAGCACUCACAUCGACUACAAUUCCGCUGCGAUAUGCGCCGGCACGGCCCGCGGCGGCGGCGGCUACACGGCAGGCGUUGCCCGCAUGAUCAGGAACACGGAAGGCGGCGGCGGCGGCGGCGGCACGGCUGCGGGUGACGCGAUCGGCGCAGGGCUGUCGGCGGGGACGCCCGUGCUGAUCGAGGCGUCCGACGGGGUGCUGGUGAGAGGCUACCAGCUGGGUUGGUCGUCGUCGGCGCAGGACAGCGCCGCCUGCGCGGCCUGCGAGGGCUCCGGCGGGGUCUGCCGCUACAACCAGACGGCCGCCGGCUCUUUAAUGUUCAGCUGCUUCUGCUCCUCCUCCAACGGGUUCCGCCCCGACCGCUGCGAAAGUGGCACGCCUGUACCAAAGAAUGCUACAUCAGGUACGCAACUUUCAAUUGUAACAGGAUUCUUAUUAAAUUUUUCUCAACUAUAUAUAAGAGGAAAAGUUUAUGUAUGAAUUGCA